This is a messenger RNA of Plectropomus leopardus (leopard coralgrouper), 7018 nucleotides long. It is a transcript of the gene vav3a, whose product is annotated as vav guanine nucleotide exchange factor 3a. Gene Ontology annotation, cellular component: cytoplasm; plasma membrane. The record is from RefSeq and is a predicted model, not a curated record. Gene Ontology annotation, molecular function: guanyl-nucleotide exchange factor activity; protein binding. Gene Ontology annotation, biological process: regulation of GTPase activity; intracellular signal transduction; cell migration. NCBI's taxonomy places the organism in Eukaryota, Metazoa, Chordata, Actinopteri, Perciformes, Serranidae.
CGCUCCAUCCACAGCCUCAGCACACCGGACUGUCAACCUCCACCAGCUCUCUGCUGUGGUCCAGUUCCGUUUUCAUCGGGGUUUUACACUUGGCGGUGGAGCAUGGAUGCGAUUUAAGACUCGCCACCGAUCCGUCAGCAGUUUCACUUGCUCUAAAAGAACAAAUUCUCUUAAAGCUCGUCCGGCUGAAGUCAAAAAUAAUGAUGGAGUAUUGGAGGCAAUGCGCGCUGUGGUUAAUAAACUGCAAGGUGCUUCCAGCUAACCACCGGGUUACAUGGGAGUCUGCACAGGUAUUUGACUUGGCCCAGACCCUCCGGGAUGGAGUCCUCCUCUGCCAUCUGCUCAACAACCUGAGACCCCAGUCCAUCAACCUAAAGGAAAUCAACCUCCGACCGCAAAUGUCACAGUUUCUGUGCCUGAAGAACAUCAGGACUUUCCUGGCGGCAUGUGGUGACGUAUUUGGCAUGAAGAAAACAGAGAUGUUCGAGGCCUUUGACCUAUUUGAUGUCAGGGACUUUGGAAAGGUUAUGGACACCUUGUCUAAACUUUCCCACACGGUGAUUGCACAACAAACUGGGAUCAGGCCUUUUCCAUCUGAGGAGAGUGUUGAAGAUGAGGAUAUCUACAACCACCUGGAGGAAAUGAUAGAUGAGAACGGCGUGGAAGAUGAGGAGGAUCUGUAUGACUGUGUGUAUGACGAUGAAGACGGUGGAGAGAUCUAUGAGGACCUGAUGAAGACAGAAGCCAUUCCUCCUCCGGCGUUCCAGAAGCAAGCAGAGACUGACAUCAGGAGCUGCUGUUUAACAGAGAUCAAGCAGACAGAGGAGAAAUACACUGAGACCCUGGAGUCUAUAGAGAAGCACUUUAUGAUGCCCCUCACCAUGUUUCUGUCCAUGGCCGAGAUGGAAAAGGUGUUUGUGAAUAUCCCGGACCUGGUUAAAGUUCACAAAUGUUUACUGCUGGAAAUCCAAGACUCAGUCCACCACAGAAGUGCCCAGAACCUUUACCAGAUCUUCAUUACUUUCAAAGAGAGGUUGUUGAUUUAUGGGAAAUACUGCAGCCAUGUGGAAACAGCCAUCACCACUUUGGAUGACAUUUGCAAAGAGAGAGAGGACGUACGCAUGAAGCUAGAGGAGUGUUCAAAGAGAGCCAACUAUGGCAAGUUCACACUGAGAGAUCUGCUAGUGGUUCCUAUGCAGCGAGUUUUGAAGUAUCACCUCCUCCUGCAGGAGCUGGUGAAACACACUCACGAUGCCACUGACAAGAGCAAUCUGCGGACAGCCUUGGAUGCAAUGAAGGACUUGGCUCAGUACGUCAACGAAGUCAAGCGAGACAAUGAGACGCUCCGAGAAAUAGAUCAGUAUCAGAGAUCCAUUGAAAACCUGAAUCAGCGCCUGAGUAUCUAUGGCAGACCCAAAGGUGAUGGGGAGGUACGGGUGGCCUCAGUGGACAAACGAGCUAAACAGGACAGGCACAUCUUCUUGUUUGACGCCGCGGUGAUUGUUUGCAAGCGGCGAGGAGACAACUAUGAGAUGAAAGAAGUGAUCGACCUACACCUCUUCAAGAUCACCAACAACCCCACUUCGGACAAGGAGAACCGAAAGUGGUCCUACGGAUUCUACCUCACUCAUAACCAGGGCCAGAACGGCUUUGAAUUCUUCUUCAAGACCAAAGAGCUGAAAAAGAAGUGGCUGGAGCAGUUUGGCAUGGCCAUAUCCAACAUUCGUCCUGAGAACGCAACUAACAACUUCCAUGAGUUUAAUAUGCACACCUUUGAAAGGAUCACCUCCUGCAACUCUUGCCACAUGCUGCUAAGGGGAAUCUUUAACCAGGGCUACCUGUGCUCCAAGUGUGGUUUAGGUGCCCAUAAAGAAUGCCUGGGCCGCUUUGGCAGCUGUGGAAAAACAGAUCCCGGCUCCGUCAGAACUCAGCGCAAAGAUCGAGAUCCAGGUCUGCCCAAGAUGCUGGUAAUCAGGAACUACUUUGGCGUGCCGAGCCCAACGUCUGGUCCAGCACUCAGCAUCCAGACGGGUGACAUCAUCGAAUUAAUCUGCGCCGACCUACACAGCCCCUGGUGGCAGGGCAAAAUCCUGACGACGAAAGAAGUUGGCUUCUUUCCAAGCGACGCUGUGAAGCCUUGCCCAUGUGUCCCGAAGCCCGUUGAUUACUCCUCUCAAGCUUGGUUUGCAGGGCCCAUGGAGAGGCUUCAAGCAGAGGCCGAACUCAUCAACAGGGUGAACAGCACCUACCUGGUCCGCCAUCGCAGCAGAGAGUACACAGAGUACGCCAUCAGUAUAAAGUACAACAACGACGUGAAGCACAUAAAGAUCCUGAAGGAGGGCUGCUUCUACAUCGCUGAGAACAAGAAGUUCAGGAGCAUAUUAGAGCUGAUUGAGUACUACAAACACCAUUCCUUGAGAGAAGGUUUUAGGAGUCUGGACACAACGCUGAAGUUUCCUUACCAGGAACCGGAAAACGCUGCUAUGCACCGCCUCAACCGGCCGGGUGGCAACACCCCAUUGCUCUGCGGCCUCUCUUUUGUAACUCCUGCCGGCUACAGCUUUGUACCUCCUUCCUCUGCUCCCUUCUGGUCAGUGUUUACUCCAAAAGUGAUUGGUGUGGCAAUAGCACGGUACGACUUCAGCUCGCGUGACACCCGCGAGCUGUCACUGCAGGAGGGUGAUGUAGUUAAGAUCUACACAAAAUCGGGAGCCAACGGCUGGUGGAGGGGCGAGGUCAAUGGCAGGGUCGGCUGGUUCCCAUCCACAUACGUAGAGGAGGGUGAGGAGUGAAUGGUCCAACAUGGGAAGACGAGAAAGAUAAAGGAAGAAUGGCAGCAGUGGCGUUAGCAAACUGUGAACAUAACAGUAACAAAGAGUGAGCUUCUGCACCCCUGCAUACCCCAGUGUUACUUUUCCGAGCAAAGCAGGCAGCUUCACUCUCCUCGACGGCGUUCUGUUUGCCUGCGACCAUCCCAGAGGCCUUUGGGAGAGAAAAGGGCUACAGUACGUUGCAGAUGCAAAGAUGCCCCAUCAUUUCUGGUUGACUCUGUGUGGCUAAGUGACUCCACCAACUAGCAGCUUGCCUGUCAGCGGGGCACAAGCCCUCGCCAGACACCCCCUCCUCCCUCCCUAACAUCCAUCCAUCCAUAAUUCACCCUGCGCUCCCUUCCUUUCUCUGCCCCAGCCAGCCCCCCCAAACUCCCACCUGUUUCUGCUUGCCAAGUCGGCCGUCGCCAGACUGUCAAAAGUAGAUACUCAAAUGCUACUCCUCCAUUCAUGCGCUCAUCCAUCCAAGCAUCCAUCCUCCCUACCACCCCCCUGUGGGAAUAGAGCCAUCUGAGCCGGAAAAGACCCACACUGUAUUCUGCUCUUUUUUUCUCCCUUUCAUCCCCUUCUCACUCUGAAGGGAUUUCAGUUAGUUUUGACCUUGCCUGUGUGUUUCUUCCACUAAUGCAGGUGGUUAUUGAUGACUUGAUGACCCAGAUUCACACACACACACACACACACCACCCACCUCUCCUUCCCUCCAGAUUAUGAUCACCUCACACACACACACUCCUACAGGAGAUGUAAGAGAGGGAUGGCGUCGGAUAGCAUCGCUGCACAGUGCCAGCAAUUGAUCGCUUGUGUUCCUAUUUUCCUCCCAACUCCUACAUUCUUUAUCUCCAGCCCAGCCUCUCAUGUUUUUAGUUGUCUUGGCCGUUAGCGAUCCUCCUGCUCUUAUCGGUGGCAGCUCUGUCGACAGGAGCCCAUUCGCGGAGGGUUUAUCUUAUUGGACGCAUUAGCGGCUUGUCGGGGAACAAGCCACACUACCUAUGAGCCACCUGUUCCCGAAACAUAAAAAAGAAAAGAAGAUGAAACACAAGCAGCCCAACUUUGCACUUUUUUUUUUGCCCUUUCUUCUCAAUUUUCUCUGUCUAACUUCUGUUGCUGUUUUGUAAGGUUCAUCAUCUACAGAUGUAAUGGAAAUGAUGGAGUUUGAUUGACUGCAUUUUUUAAGAAGUUAUUAACCCAGUCAAUGGGAGGUUAUAGACCCAGAUUUGUACUACUGCAACAUUUGCAUCAAAUGCUUCUGAAGUAUUUGGGUGUAUUUUUCCCCUCUCAAGAAUCUAAUCUGUGUAGAAACACUUGCAAUUUAACAAGAAAAACAUCACAUUUAAAAACGUAUUAUGUAAUAGCACUUCAGUCCAAAAGAUAUUAGCUCUCCGAAACCUUUUUCCUCCACUGCUUAUAUCUUCCUGCUAACUGUCCUCCCUCUCACUCCCUCUCUCCUUUUCUGUUUUCCACCCUCACCCCCUGUACACAUUAUGCACACUUUCUCCUUAAUCCACAGUGAAACAGGAUUUUUCCACAUUUGAGGGAAUAAAUACCUUUAUUGCAAAACAUGCUGCACAACAUACUCGUAAUGUUGACACGCAGCAGUAUACAGUCACAGACAGAGUAAGAAGGCAGUGUACACAUGAUUAGAAUAGAGCUCAUCUUAUGUCUGAAGGUGAGACCUGCAGUCGGCUUUGUGCAGCGAUUUUUUAAUCUCUGUCAGGAUGUCAACUCUCCUUCAUAGUCUGAAAAAGAUACAAACCAUACUUCUGUGUUUGAAAGAUGUACAUAUUGAAUAUUUUAUUUAAUUCAUGGUUGGUGAUUUCUGUUAACACAAUGGGCAGAGGGCAUGCUAUGAACUAGUACUUUAUUUUCUUCUUUUUAAAAAAACAAAACAAAAAAAAUCUGUUCUUUGGCUAUAUGUUUCCUCCUCACUCUUCAAAUUCAGACUCCCACACAUGCCCACGCAUGAUAGUCAUCCAUCUCUUUUUUGUGAAGGGAAACUAAAAAUGAAAUGAAAUUUAAAAAAAAAAAACUGUCACUGAAACACACUUUGGGGCAGUUUACUGACAGGCAGCGUUCUCCAUUUGACAGUUUAAAGUGAAAACAUGUAUCAGACAUUGAAUAAACUUUCUCAUCAAGUUUGACCACUUAAUGAGAUCAUGAAAGCCGUAAUACGGCUCACUCGUGGACGCUGCCUCGGGUAACAGCCCUCGGGGCCUGGCUUCCAUUCAGAGCUAUCAUCCUCCCUUGUCAUGUCCUCAUUGUGUCCCUGCCACUGGGCAUUGUGUCAGAAAUAUAUUUUGUGAAUCAAAGUAAGACUUUAUUGUAAUGAUGCUUUUGUAUGCGCUUCAUGGAGCCCAUUAUGUUUGGAAAUCUUAAAUAACCCCCUGCCAUCCCUGCCACUCCAUGCCACUCUAAUGUGUAUGACAAAAUGCUGUUUUUGUUCUCACUCAUAUUAUUUAAUGUUAGGUGGAUGAAAUCUGUCAAAAAAGGGUCACAUUAAUAUAUAUUCUUUUGAUACUGUGACAUCUUUUUCCUUUAAAAAAAUAUAUAUAUAUUAACAGUGUCAUUAAGUGACCACUAGAUGGAAGCAUCCUAAACACUUCUUCUUGAAGCGGUCACCUUCAACUUGCUUAAGUUUGGAGAUGACAUCAUCUGAUUAGGUAAACAACAUGAGAGAAUUUAGCAUCAGACUUGUUGCUGUGAGUGAGAGAAAGAAAAGACAAAACCAAAGGAUCAAAACACACUUUUUAAAGAAGUUAACACUAAUGAUUGAUAAUGCAGACAGACAAAAAACCCAAAAGAACAAAUCUUACAUUUGAAAAAUCAUUGUGUUCUUCUUCUUCUACCAGAUGUUGUCAGAUUCAUUGAUUUUCCUGAACAUUUCCUAGGAAGACUAAGAAAACUAGGAAGAUAUUUCUCUUCUCCUUCUUCCUCCUACAGUCUCUGAGCAGCCAAACCUUACAUUUAUAACAUCUUUAGGAAAUCUGAGGUGAGGCAGCGGCACAAAUGCGAUCCAGCACAAGCGCCUUUCCUGUCUUGGGAGAACUGGCAAGGCAGAGUGGGCUUCUCUAAUCGCAGACUCCAGUAAUCCACUCCCGCACUCCUCCUCCGCCCAGAUGAACUCUGACAGCGGGGCCAUUUACAACUGCAGGCCUUCCUCCACUCCGAGUGCGUUUCCCAGAUUUUUUUUGUGUGUGCAGGAGGGACGGGAGGAAGGCUCAAGGGUAUCUGUGAUCUAAUCAUUACACCAUCUCCUCACCCCAGCGACCCUGCUGCAUCCAUCUCUCUGUCGGCUCCUCUCCCUCUCGCUCUAUCUCACCUUGUCACUUCUCUCUCUCUCUUUUUCCCCAUAUAUCUUUCAUCCAAUCUCUGUCUUCUUGGUUUCUCUCUGUAUUCUGUCCCUCACCCCGAUGCUCUGUUGCUGUAACUGCGCUGCUUGAUGUAAGAAGAUUCAGUAUUAUCAGGAGGGGAGGGAGAGAGGCGGCGCAUUCUCUAUAAACAACCACAGAAAAAUGAAGACUAGUUUAAUUUUACCACUAAUUCAUAGACUGAGAGAGAUGAUGCUAAUUAGAGAAUGAAUUAGAGCUCACUUUUCCCACUGUUAUCUCCUCAUAUAGUACAGUGUGAGCACAGAUUAUGUCCAUAUGCAGAGGCACACACCAUGUACGUGUGGAGAAACAUCUUGACAGGAUUUAGUGCUGGGCAAGUCUUAGCCCAGCAGGGGUUUUUAGGAUACAAUCUCCUUAACCAACAUGUGAGGACAAUUCUGCAGCAACCUGAACAGAAACAUAAUACCCCCCCUCGCCCGCACAUAAAAAAAAUAUGUCAUAUAAUACUUCUUUCUCUCCAGGCUGAAAAUCCAUCCCUAAUCCAUUGACAAACCAUGCACCCCUCUCUGUGUUAUAUAGCUAUCAGCGCUCACUCCUGACUGAAGUUUACAUUCAUUGUGUUCCUGCUCCGUGUCCAUGUUCUGUUAUCCCAAUGAAGCCAAAGAUGUAUGCUGUACUUUGUACUGUGUACUGUGAUGUACUAUGCUGUACACUCUAUGUUCUGUCUUAUAACCACGGUACCCGACCGCUGUGGCCUAACUCUAAAACCAUGCAAUCUCGACUGUGUAGCAUUACCGUGUAUUGUUGCUGUAUUAUACUGUAAAAUAUGUACAUAGCAUAUAAUAAAGAUAUACAUUGCUUCUU